Messenger RNA from Miniopterus natalensis, 564 nucleotides. Lineage: Eukaryota; Metazoa; Chordata; Mammalia; Chiroptera; Miniopteridae. The record is from RefSeq and is a predicted model, not a curated record.
AUGCCACUCCUGACCUUCACCCUCCUGAUGCUGGGGGCCCCCCUGGCGCUGGCCGGCACAAGCUGCCUGGGGUACCUGGAUGAGAAUGACUCCUGGCAUCCGGGGUUUAGCUGCCAGCCCUUCACCUUCUGCUGUGGGACUUGCCACCGUCGGUUCUGCUGCAGGGACCUGAGCCUGCUCAUCUCUGAGUUUCAGCAGAAGCGCUGCUUGGGGUUCAGCCCCAAGGUCACGGCAGGCGUCGUCUCCGCCGUGAUCCUCUUUGUGGCCGUGGUCGCCACCACCCUCUGCUGCUUCUUCUGCACCUGCCGCUACCUGUCCCGCCGGCGCCGGCAGCUGCAGAGCCCCUUUGCAGGUCAGGAGAUUCCAAUGACAAGCUACCUAGUGCAGCCAGUGUACCCAUACCCCCAGGACCCCAAGGCUGGCCCUGCACCCCCACCACCUGGCUUCAUGUGCCCACCUAGUGGUCCUCCCCAGCAUCCUCUCAACCCGGCUGGGCCCCCUGUCUACAACCCUGCAGCUCCUCCCCCUUAUGUGCCACCACAACCAGCCCACCCGGGACCCUGA